Molecule: messenger RNA, 268 nt
Organism: Ambispora leptoticha
Lineage: Eukaryota; Fungi; Glomeromycota; Glomeromycetes; Archaeosporales; Ambisporaceae
Source: the annotation of a GenBank genome assembly
UUGGAAUGUUUACUCCUCGUGGAUUAAUUAUAAUGCUCGUCCGAAAUCAGAUGGCAAAUUUACUUUGAAUUUGUCAAAGAAGAUAAAAGUUAUUAUUGUUCUUCAACAACCGGAUAAUCGAUAUUUCCAUAAACCGUCGGCAUACCAACUCACUUGCCUUAGAGUUUUCGAACAGGGAAGUUCGACCUAUCUAAUUCGAAACCCUCACACUAAAACCAAAUAUCCAUGUGAACGCAAUAUAAACCUCGAAAUAGAACUUGAAGCUGGC